GCCCGAUUCAACGUUCAUCGAUGUCUCAAUCCGACUUGGGGCAAGAGCUACACGAUUCCCAACGAGCAAGUGUAUCUUUGAAAGCUCAAAAGAAUACUCUCUUGAUCUCACACGGACGUCCGCCAUGGUAUGGUCCAGAUGGCAAACGUAUAAGUGAUGCAUUUGUUAUUGGCGUCGGAGGGGGCUCAGCGAGCGGAAAAACCCAUGUUGCGCGACAAAUAGUCAAGGCCCUAGGCUCAAUUCCGACAGUCCUUAUUCUCUCGCAAGAUAGUUUUUACAAGUACCAUUCCCCGGAAGAAAUGAAGCUGGCCUUCGAAAGUAAAUUCGAUUUUGAUCAUCCGGAUGCCAUCGACAUGCCCAUGUUUGCCUCUUGCCUCGCGGAUUUGAAAGCGUGCAGGCAGACGAAUAUUCCGGUGUACUCCUUCGCUGAACAUCAACGUCUUGAGGAAACAAAAUAUGCCUAUGGUGCCACCGUCAUUAUCGCGGAAGGUAUCAUGGCGUUACAUGACCCGGAAUUGAGAAGCCUCUAUGAUUUGAAGGUCUUCGUGCAGUGCGACUCAGACCUUAUGCUCGCACGACGCAUCGCGCGCGAUGUUAAGGAACGUGGAAGAAGCUUGGAUGGGAUUCUUGAACAAUACCUACGUUAUGUGAAACCAUCUUAUGAUACCUUCGUACGGCCCACCGCCGCUUUCGCUGAUAUAAUUGUUCCUGGGCAAAAUAACUCUGUGGCCAUCGACCUCAUCUCCACGCAUACUCGUCGACAGUUACAAGAACGUUCCAACUCUUUCCGACCGAGGAUGGUGACUUCAUCUUUACACGCACCAUCUUUAGUCGAUGAACCAUUGGAGAAUGACCCAAAUUCAAUGAUAUUACCCUCCACUCCGCAACUAGAGGGAAUAUUUACGAUACUGCGGUCCAAGGAUACCAGCAAUCAAGAUUUCAUUUUUUUCACUGAUCGGUUAUCGACGCUGCUCGUUGAGCAUGCUCUUCAAUUCCUUCCUUAUUCACCUCAUACCGUGACUACACCUCUAGGUGUUGAAUCUCUUGGGAAAACACUCGUUUCAAAGUAUUUGUGUGGAGUUUCUGUCCUACGAUCUGGGAGUGCGCUUGAACGAGGGUUUCGAAGGGUGAUUAACAAUGUACCCGUUGGGACAUUGCUAAUUCAGUCCAACUCCAUAGACGGAGAACCACUACUUCUCCAUCUCAAGCUUCCUGUCUCUCUUCGUCAUAGGUCUUCUGCUGAAGAUACAUGGGUUAUCCUCCUCGACGCUCAGAUAGGCACCGGUGCCGCAGCGUUCAUGAGCAUACGCAUUCUGCUUGACCACGGUGUGAGACAAGACCAUAUAAUAUUCGUCACUUUCUUGGUGGCCCGAACGGGUGGGAUUACAACUCUACGUCGAGCAUUUCCUCAUGUGAAAAUCGUCUGUGGAGCUGUAGACAAUGAAAUGCGUGAAGGCUGGUUAGAAGGUGAUCGAGGCGAAGGAAACGAAGAUGGAAUCGGGCGAAAGAUCUGGGUGAUGAGUCCGGGAAUGGGUCAAAUAGGGGAUCGGUAUUAUUUGUGAUUUUGUCGUGCAGUCUGGACUACUUAUGUAAAAUGCUUGGCCUUCGGGUUGCUAUCGAUAUUUUGCAUACAUAUGUUUUGGAAAUAGCACGGUGAAUCGUGAA
Messenger RNA from Lentinula edodes (shiitake mushroom), 1665 nucleotides. RefSeq names its product armadillo/beta-catenin/plakoglobin. The transcript is spliced from 18 exons. Gene Ontology annotation, molecular function: ATP binding; kinase activity. Gene Ontology annotation, cellular component: cytoplasm. The record is from RefSeq and is a predicted model, not a curated record. Bases 21 to 1562 code for a protein of 513 amino acids. Lineage: Eukaryota; Fungi; Basidiomycota; Agaricomycetes; Agaricales; Omphalotaceae.